Messenger RNA from Heterostelium album PN500, 2259 nucleotides. RefSeq names its product B-box zinc finger protein. The coding region runs from base 1 to 2259 and encodes 752 amino acids. Lineage: Eukaryota; Evosea; Eumycetozoa; Acytosteliales; Acytosteliaceae. The transcript has a single exon. The record is from RefSeq and is a predicted model, not a curated record.
AUGGAUAUUGUUGAUCAAAUACACGAAGGGAAAUGUAAACACGUUGAAAUAGUUCAUUCAAUGUUUUGCAAAACAUGUAAUAUGAUUAUAUGUGCUGAUUGUUGGAUGUUUGACCAUAAUUCACAUGAAAUUAUUAAUGGUCAUGAUAUACCAACGAUAUUCAACAAAAAUGUAUUACGCAAUUCCCACAACAACAACAAUAACAACAACAAAGAUAAUAAUAUUCGCGGAAGUAAUAAUAGUAAUAGUAGCAAAGUUGAUGGUAUAUUAAGUACUAGUUCAAGUUCAAGUAGUAUUAGCGUAAAUAGCAGUAGUAGUAGUAUCACCUACAGAUUGAUGAAGUUGUUCUUGGAAAAUCAAUAUUAUAAAAUGAAAGAGGAUAUCAAUAAGAUGGAUGAACUUACAAAGAGAAGUGAAACUAUAACAUCAAAAUUUGAAGAACUACACGAGAUGCUUAUUCGCGAAGAACACAGACUACAGAAACCAAUUAAAGAGCAAAUAGAAGCACACACCGACAAUGUAUUGGACAAUCAUAAAAAUAUAAAAGCAUAUUUAAAUAUAGCCGAUAUCUCUAGUAGAUAUCAAAAUAGUAAUAAUAAUAGUAUUAAUAAUAGUAGAGAAUAUGACUAUGAUAAUAGUAAUAAUAAUAGUAUUAAUAAUAGUAGAGACUAUGACUAUGAUAAUAAUAAUAAUAAUAGUAACGAUGAUCGUCAUCCAAUUACAAGUAAUUUAGAUAAUAGUAAUGAUGAUGAUGAUGACACUCAUUGUGAUGAUAAUGAAGAUGUUGAUGAUGAUGAUGAUGAAGAUGAUGAAGAUGAUGAAGAUGUUGUUGAUGAUGAAAAUCGGCUUUUAACUGUCAACUAUCUGGGUCCGGCUAUAAUCAACUCGAUUCGAAAGUCUGAUUCACUAUCGGCCUAUUACAAAUCGAAUAAAGAAACUAUACUGGCACCGGAUCCAUUUAAUAACAAUGAGAAUUGCGACAUCACACUUUCAUCAUUAAUGGAAAUGAUGCGGAAAUACAUGAUUAAAAACAGUAGUUCUAUCAGUGCAAGCAAUGAUAGUAUCAACACAAAUAUAAGUAAUAAUAACAAUCAACCUUCAACAACAUCAACAACUUCAAUAACAUCAACACAAGAUGAACAACAAACUCUUACAACAUCACCCGACUCAUCAACUACAAACAAUACUGUAAUUGAUACAACUACAACAACAUUACUCAACAAGCUAAACAACUCUAUUAAAAACAUCAAUGAAGAUUUAGAAAAUAACUAUGUAUCCAAAUCAUAUCUACUCAAUCUAUAUUACAAUAAACCAAUAUUGUUUAACUUGAGAGAGAGUAUGUCAGCCUCAACCUUGAAGGAAAGAUUGGUAUAUAUUGGUUAUAAUGCAUUGGCUGUCGGUUCUAUUGGUAGUUCAAUACAUGUUAUAAGUGGAACCAAACAAAAGAUUAUUAGUUUAACUAGUUUAUCUAUUAACAAUAAUAGUAAUAAUAAUAAUGAUGAUGAUGAAUCACCAAUUACCAAGACAAUUGCAUCGCGUGGUACUCUAGCUACUGGAUGUCAGAUUAUAUCGAUGUGCUCGGACAAUGUCGAUCACUUCUAUCUUCUUUGUUUGGAUUCCAACAAUCAGUAUAUAAUCAACAAACUACAAGCAUCGAAAUCAUCACUAGGAAUCAUAGUAGAUUCACUCUACAAGCUAUCAAAUAAUAAUAUCAGUAAUACUUGUCCACCAUUUGAAUUGUUCUAUAACAACAGCAGUAGUGACAACUACAAAGAAUCACUCUAUAUUGUAUGUAAAGAUAAGAAUUCAGCAAUUAAACUUUACAAUUGUAAUCUUAAAAGCAAGGAAUGUAACUUGGUAAUCGAUUAUAAUUGUAAGAAAGAUGUUACUUUACCUACAAAGAGUAGUAGUGGUAAUAGUGGUUUCUGUUGUUGUAUAGAUGAUAAAUAUCAAAAGUUGUAUAUUCUCAUGUCGAAUCAUUUCUUUAGUUUAGACACUGCACCCGAUUUGACAAUGCGAUACAAUGCGCUGGCACAGAACACCGAGCUGACUACACAACCCACUCAACCAUUCAAAUUGGUGUAUGACAGCGGUAACAUCUAUAUGGCGGACAACGAUAAACAACUUUUGUUUAACUACUCUGUCCAACAAAACAGUUGGUCAUCCACUAAAUUCCCACCAACUCUUACCAAACCAACAAAUGCAUCGUCACCUUUAUCUACACUUUCAACUUUAAUAAAAUAUAAAGAUAGUUUAUAA